This is a messenger RNA of Plasmopara halstedii, 354 nucleotides long. Its product is annotated as mitochondrial inner membrane protease subunit 1. Bases 1 to 354 code for a protein of 117 amino acids. NCBI's taxonomy places the organism in Eukaryota, Oomycota, Peronosporomycetes, Peronosporales, Peronosporaceae. The record is from RefSeq and is a predicted model, not a curated record. Gene Ontology annotation, molecular function: serine-type endopeptidase activity. Gene Ontology annotation, cellular component: mitochondrial inner membrane peptidase complex; membrane. The transcript has 4 exons.
AUGGCGCGAUCGGCCCGCAAUGGCAUGUCAAUGAGCCCCACAAUUCCAGACGGAUCUUUUGUAUUCGUAGAGCGUCUGUCGCAGCAGUGGCGAAACUGGGAGCGUGGCGACCUGGUGCAGCUGCGGUCUCCCACUCGGCAUGGGGGUGAAACCAUUACAAAGAGAAUUCUUGCGCUUGAGGGCGACGUAGUGGAGUUGCAACCGCGUUUUGACAGGGAACGCCAUGGCAAGAUUAAAGUUCCUAAAGGUCACGUGUGGGUGGAGGGAGAUAAUUCAACGUGCUCCGUGGACUCGCGGCACUUUGGUGCUGUCCCUGCUGCGCUAUUAAUCGGACGACCCUUUCUAAUAAUCUAA